CAGCCGCAAAGAAACAUGUCAAAAUUCCUGCACCUUCGCCGUCCAACCACCUAUUCCAAGCUGCUGGAAACGGUCCCGAAACCGGCCGCAGCCCUCCCCCGCCAUGGAGGUCUACCACAGUGGGAAAAGCUUACCCUGGAUCAGAAACUACCUGCAAAUGCGUGUCCCAUACAUCCACCGACCUUCAGCCGUGGUCCCCUGGGACAGCACCUCUCAUGCGACCGGAAACCUCUCGACUAUGGCUUUGAUUCGACCGAUCCACUGGGUCGGGAUGAUUCCCACCGCUACCGGCCGUUGCACGACCUGAAUCUUGAGGUUUUCUAUCGGGAUAGGAAGAUUAGGAAUAUUUUACAACAGCAGCAGUUGAUAAACGACGACGGUGAUGUCAUUUGUACGCUGGCGGAAUUCAAUCGGUUCCGAUCUUUGUUGUGGAAGCUGCACAAGCAUGAACUACGCAAGGAGUUUCGGAAGUUGGACAAAUCCUGGUGGGAUGAAUACCAUGACAAAAAAUCUGCACUUCAUAUGCAAAAGUACUACGAAUUUGAAGAUAAACGCGAACGGAAGAGAUAUAAAGCCUGGGGACUGAGAGAAGCAAAACGACAAAGUACUUUGAACGCGAUUGCACAAUAUCAGAAGAAACUGCAAACAUUUCUAGCAUGUCGCAACAAGGCUCAACAAGCCCAUCUGGAGGAUGGUCAUAUGCGAAUGCUGCAGAUCCGUUAUAACAACACAUUGCUGAAGGCAUCUAAGAAAUCGUACCGUCUACGGCUGAACCGAAGACUGCGGGAUCAGGACAAUCUACGAGCCCGACGGAUGUCUAUUAUGAACAAGAGACUUCGCGAAUCAAAACGUAUCAUGAAAAAAGAACGCCACAAGAUGCUUUUCAUCUCCACUCAGCAGGCAGAAGCCGAACGGCAGACACUUCUGCACAACUAUCUACAGCACAUGCGGAAAAACGUCCAACGUCGGAUGCUACGAUCGGCUCAACUUCAGGAACACUUCGAGCGGCAACUGACCAGCAGAAAGACCCGAAACCUUGCCAGCAAGUACGACAAACGAUCCAAACCUGCCCUCAUGCGGGCAAUGCUUAAAGCCUGGCAGAGCAUUCGAAUCCGCCAGCCCGAUCUCAACCGACAAUUGUCCCGUGCUUCGGUGGAAAACGCCGUCAACAUCGCCUACAGCAUCCACACGACCAUCAGUCCCACCAUCAGCAGCACCCAGGUAAUCGACACGGCACGGCAACUGAUCAGCGACUUUGCCCAUAUGCCUUCCGAGCAGCUACCGUUGGAUCGACAAACCAUCCAAUACACAAGUGAUGCCCUGUUGAAAAUCCUGGAACAAACUAAAGACCAAAUCGUACGGGCCGGGUGCUGCCUCAUCGAGCAGGUGGCAACUAAAAUGCGCAAUCGCAUCGAAUGCGACGAUCGACAGCAACGCCACUCGACUUUAUGUGGCCCGUGGAAUGCACGUUGGAAACGCUCUUCCCUGGGCAGUCGUUCGGGAAGCUUGAGUCAUCGCGUCUCCAUUGGUGGAGUUCAAAUUGUAGACGAGAUUCAAACCGAACAAGAACACUUUAAAAAAUCUCGCCUUCGACCUCCUACUCCGGUCACAUCCGUGACUUCACUAGUAGGACAUAUGGUAGAUUCCGAGCAGAAUUGUUCAUCUUCCAUCGAGGAGCUUGAAAUUCCAUCCGUCGUAACGGCGUGCAUUGAGAAACAAGUUACAGCCGAUGAACACCCCUUGAUACACCUGACCGUUCGGCAGAGGCGAUUUCUGGAGACAAACCUGAUCAAAUUCAAAGUAAUCAUUCAUCGGAACGUGGAAAUUCGAUCCCUGGCAGCGAUUGACCGAAUGCGGCUGGAAAUUGUUCGGCGGAAGUUACGCCUACCUAAACCGGCGGUAACGAAGGAAAGCAUAGCCCGCGAAAUGGCUCGCUGUAUUUUGGUGUUUCCCAAAGAGGAUCAGAAAUACGCCGAGCUGCUGUUGGACAUAAUCAACAUACUCGUGGGAGAAGUUUGCGACGAACUCGAGGACAUACUGAGUGCACCAUAA
This is a messenger RNA of Ochlerotatus camptorhynchus, 2052 nucleotides long. RefSeq lists its product as uncharacterized. Lineage: Eukaryota; Metazoa; Arthropoda; Insecta; Diptera; Culicidae. Bases 16 to 2052 code for a protein of 678 amino acids. The transcript has 6 exons. The record is from RefSeq and is a predicted model, not a curated record.